AUGACCGAGUUGCCGCCAAAACUCACCGACAAAUUCAUCGCUGCAGAAAACCCUCGAAAUUUCCGGUCAAUCGGAUGCUGCAAACAUGGAAUUGGGAAGCAGGGAUUGUUCAGCUCAAACCAGUUUAAGGAUCAUCAGGUCUCAAAUCCCACCUCGAUUUUCUUUUCGUGCAGGAUGAUGGCUUUAGGAAUACGAAAUCAUUGUCUUCCUCUUCAUCACUGUCAAGCCAGCCGUAGCAUGGCUGGAGCCUACGUGGCGAGUGGCCUUCGGGUUUACUUUCUUCGUUUGUACAACGCUAGAGGAAGUCCCGGCUUCAGAUUGCUCCUCCAAAUUCGUCUCCUAAGAAUAGAAAUGUACGAAUAUAAUGUGGACUUGAGCAAAUAA
Molecule: messenger RNA, 384 nt
Organism: Striga asiatica
Lineage: Eukaryota; Viridiplantae; Streptophyta; Magnoliopsida; Lamiales; Orobanchaceae
Source: the annotation of a GenBank genome assembly